Molecule: messenger RNA, 4208 nt
Organism: Musa acuminata subsp. malaccensis (wild Malaysian banana)
Lineage: Eukaryota; Viridiplantae; Streptophyta; Magnoliopsida; Zingiberales; Musaceae
Source: RefSeq, a predicted model, not a curated record
AAGAGUGUGGCAACGAAACCGUGGAAACAGUUAAAGAGAUCGAAGGAAGAGAAGCCCUAACGAGAUCGGUGAGCGCUCUUCUUCCUCCGCUCCUCCUCUUCCUUCGAUCCUUGCCAAAAUCCGUGCAAAUUCCCCUACGCGCGACUCACCCUGACCUGCGAAUCCAGGAGAACUGGGGCCCUUCCUUCUGCGAUCGGGUUUCCCGCUCGAUUCCGGCGUCAAUCUCUGAAUGCUGCUUGUCCGUGCCACGAAUUCGAGCUGAACGGGAGCGGUGACGCGCAAAGGCGCCAGCUUUUGCGCGUAGCCUCGCGGUUGGUGGAGAAACCCUAGGUGGAGGGGGGACAGAUCGGAGGUAGUAGGAGCUUUGGGAGGUUCUAUGCUAUUGGAUUUUUUGGCAUAUGACAACCCGCAUCGUCGAGCAAGGAGCCGGAAGGAAUCUUGUCUGUAAGGAAUACUGAAGGUGUGAAAGAUGCCUCCUUCGCCCUCAUCGAGGCGCUUUCCUGUGAGGGAGAUACGGACGGAGGGUUUCCACACGAGGGGCCGCAGUUUAGAGAGUAAAUUUCCACUGAGGGCCAAGGAUGAUGAUCUUGUCCUGUUCAACGAGAUGCAGAACCGUGAGAGGGACAACUUCUUGCUGCACUCUUCUGAUGAUUUUGAUGAUUCUAUAUCAAAAUUAAAAUAUUUUCCAAAUUUCAAGCUUGGGAUCACCAUUCCAGCUCAAGGAGAGAGCAGUGAUCUGCUCAAUGCAGAUGGCGAGAAACAUGACUAUGACUGGUUGUUGACUCCUCCUGAGACCCCCCUAUUUCCUUCAUUGGAUGAUGAUGAGCCUCAACCUACUAAUGUGUCCAGAGGCAGGAUAAGAAGUCAACCCAUUUCAAUCUCAAGAACAUCCACGAGUGAGAAGACUUCGAGGACAAAUAGGAGCAGCGCGAGUCCAUGUCGAUUAAGUUCAUCUCCAACAUCUAGUAGCAGUGUAACUCAUUCACGAACUAGACCAUCUUCAGUUCCCCGCUCUAGCCCACUUCCUGUUCCGCGAUCAGCAACACCCUCACGAAGACCUUCCACUCCUCCAGCCAAGCCUUCACCACUGACUCAAAGGUCUUUGACUCCCACGGUACGGAGGAUGAGUACUGGGUCCACUGGGCCGGCAUACUCUUCUACAAGGGGAACAUCCCCUGUAAGGACAAAUCGUGGCAAUUCUUCCUCACCGAAAUUGCGAGGUUGGCAAUCAAAUCUUCCUGGAUUCUCCACAGAUGCACCACCAAACCUUCGAACUUCUCUAACAGAUCGGUCAACAUCACGUGUACGGGGUUUGUCUCCUGCAUCUACAAAUGGAACAGGUUCAUCAAAAUUUAGAAGGCAGUCAAUAUCACCAUCUGCUUCAAGAAGUGCCAGCUCAUCACAAAAUAGUGAACGGAACCCCUUUAGCUCUAUUAGUAAGCCAUCUGUGUCAACUUCUUGCGAUGAUGAUACUGAUUCACAUGCUUCUGUGGGAGUUUCUCCUAUUGCUGCUACAAGAAAAUAUGGUGCUUUUGCAAACAGCAGAGCUGUAAUGUUCUCCAAAAAACCUUCCAGAUCUUCAUCUGCGAGUUCUGUACCAAAAAGAUCCUUUGAUUCUGCACUUAGACAGAUGGAUCAUCAUAAAACUCCUCAAGACAUGUUCAGGCCAUUGUUAUCGAGUGUUCCUGCCAGCACGUUUUAUGUUGGGAAAACAACCAAUGUGCAUAGACCUAUGUUCUCUCGGUAUUCUUCACUUACAACUAGCAGCAAUACAAGCUCUGAACAUGGUGCCAGCGUUGUCCCUGAUUUGGAGGACAAUGACCAUGACCGGAGCGUUCUUACUGGUGAAUUGGAGAAGACACAAGAUCCUUCAUUCCAGGAGGAAGUGUUUAUCUUAGAUGAGAUAAGUGAACACAUUGGCAAUGACACUUGUUCUGCAAAACUUCAAAGUGGUAAUGAGAUUUCUGAUUCAAGUGUGCCCAAUAAAAUUAACACCAAGUUGGACCAUUCUUCAGGCAAUGAUAGUGAUUCACUAAAUACGGCAGUUGCUUGUCGAGGUUCACAUGGUGCUGAAUGUUCCAAGAUUGAUUCUAAUGAAACAAUGAGUAUUUGCUUGAAAUGUGAUAGACACUUCGUGGUCACAGAUAUAGAUGUGGAUGUUUGUGAAGAAUGUUCUGGAACAUAUGGAUCGAUUGGUUCAGAAGAACCUCGGACUAUACGAGUUGGAAACCAGGGUGAUAGAAAUGACACAAUGGACCCCAAGGUGCAACCCCAAAUAGAAAUACCUGAACUGACUGAGAUUAGAACUGGCAUUGAGCCUUGCCAACAUGAGCAAAGCAGUGAAGAAGUAACUCAUAUCUCUGUGGACAGUGGAUUAUUUCUGUUGGCGAAUGAUAAGAGGGAUGAAAACCUUUCUGAACAGGAAGUCCUUAUACCAGCUGAAUUGUAUGCUCCAGAAUCUAGUAGCAACUAUGAAUCUCAACAAUCACAGCCAACUCCCAGUCAAAUUGACCAGGUUGACAAUUCUGAAAGCACAGGCAUAGCAGUUGUUUUGAUGAACAAGUCAAGCAGCAGAAAGUGGCCUGUCGUGCAAGGGAAGGCCUUUUCUGCUGCAAAUAUAUUUCUCGCUGAGUCUUCUCAUGGAAGAGAUAAUAUCAAUGUCAUGAAGCAUAGCCUUGGAAGGGAUAGUUCUUCUGCUUCUUCCUCUCUUGAUAUGGGAUCACGUGGACAAACAGAUGGCCACAUUCUACGCCAAUUAAGCAGCACAAAGCGUGAGACACAGGAUGCGAGAGGUGAAAGUCAUACUGGCACCCAGGGCUGUGGUCCACAUUCGAAAACUUCAAGUAUUGCCAUAGAAACACUGGUCCAUUCCCAAAUCGAAGCUGAAGAAGUUUCUUGUAGUAUUAUUGGAGCUGUUGAGAGUGAUGCCGUAGAAAAGAUACUAUCGGAUGCUCAAAAUCCAGAGAGAUCUUUUGGAGAUACAGAUUUGAAUGUGAUGAAGCAUACAUCCACCGAGCAAGCUGUUGUAGGCAUAAAUGUGUCCGGCAAUGAUGAUACAUCUUUGGCAACACGUGUCUUGCCAUCACAAUCAAGUCAGCAUAUUAGUCUUCAAAUGUGUGAUGAUAUAGUUGAGAGCAGUGACUCUAGUGAACAUGCUAAAGAAGUACUUUCCGGUAACAGCGAGAGGAGUCCAGAAGUAGAGGCACCAAUUGCCACCCCAGAUUCAUCUUCCAUUGAAGGCAAUCAUACGCCGAGCGCUACUGGCUGUCAAGAUGAUGUUGCUGACAUCGCAACACAUUGCUCAUCUGUUGCGACAUUAGACGAGCAAAAUGAUAUGGUCGGUUUCCAGGAUUUACAUGAUGAUUGUACAUCUCAAAUGCCAAACUCUGUGGAGGAUUUCCAAGAAGAUUCCAUUUCCACAUCAGACAAGGAUGUGCUGAUUUCUGAAGUGGAACCUAAAAUUGCUGAGGACCCUUCUAGUGAAGAACCAAUCAUAACGGUCGAAGCUCCAAGGAAAAUUGUGCAAAGAAGUUUUACUCUGGAAGAAGCAACAGAUACCAUACUAUUCUGCAGUUCUAUCGUCCAUGAUGUGGCUCACAAAGCUGCAACAAUUGCGAUGGAAAAGGAGUCGGCUCUAUACGAGUCUUCUUAUCGGGCAGUUACAUUUAUGGGAAAUUCCGUUUCCAAUAAGAAGGAUCUGCAAAAGAUGGCCACCAAAAACAAUCACAGGUCACGAAAGAUUAAUCGAAAAAAAUUGGCAGCCGCCAACGAGAUGCCAAGUGUGGAGGUGAGAGACAAUGUCAAGAACUCGGAGUUGGCAUCUUGCAACGCUGAGGCUUUACACACAGGUGAGAGUGUGAAGCCCCCAAAGUUGGAGUCCAAGUGCAACUGCACAGUGAUGUAGUCCAUGUUAAAGCUGCAUUAUUCAUCGGAUUCCUGGCAUUAUAGCCCUAGCAUAAGUUUCUAUAUUCUUUUUUUGGAGAAUGAGGUGUUUAUAUUUUUUUCUUUAGGAGUGUUAAGAACACCCCACAGAUUCUUGUAAAAGAUAAGCGUCUCCUUGGCAUCAGGAAUCAGAGGGUUUGUGGCAAGCUGCUACCUUUUUUCUUGGUAGGGUGGUGUUUGAUGAUGUUGUUGUUUUCCUGUUUUCUUCAGGAAUAAUGUAACCUAUGAUAUUCUUUUGUAAAUCUUGUGCUUCUUUGUGGCUUCGA